Folsomia candida is the source of this 538-nucleotide messenger RNA. Its product is annotated as defensin-like. The record is from RefSeq and is a predicted model, not a curated record. The coding region runs from base 162 to 449 and encodes 95 amino acids. The transcript has 3 exons. Lineage: Eukaryota; Metazoa; Arthropoda; Collembola; Entomobryomorpha; Isotomidae.
GGAAUAUUUAUGAUACCUCCAUUUACAACUCGGCGACGACGUGCUAGCUAGCACUCAUCCUCAGCUUCAUAUUUGAUCGGUUCUAGUUUUCUUUAUCGUGUUAAAAGUGAUAUGGUAAAAAAUCUGUAGAAACUCCUAAUUUGGUUUAGAUUUUCAUUGCGAUGAGGGCAAUCGUAAUAAUACUUCUUGUCUUCUGUGUGACAUUUGAGCUCGUCACGCCCGAGACAAUGCACGUGGACAAGUGCGAUAAUUUUUGUGGUGGAUCUAAGCUGAACCCUUUCGGUAAAUCCGGAACUUGCAAGAGUUGCUGCAUGGAGAAAGGAUUUAUAGCUGGUGGAGAAUGUGGAGAUUUCUUGAACCGACAUUGUAGGUGCACACAAAAUGUACCAUUCUACCCCGGAAGUCCACCAGGAGGGAUAUAUCCUGGUGUUUAUCCAGGCGCAGGAUAAAGAAAACAAUAAUAAGUGAAUAAAGAAGGACAAAAUUUUAUUAUGAUACAAUUAAUAGAAGGUGUAUAAAAUUAUUAUAAUUGAUUAUC